AUGAAGAUCUCCAUCGCGCUCGUCGCUGCCUUCGUGACCGUCGCUUGCCUGUUCCAAUCCACCUCCGCCGAAACCGAGGCCACGACGUUCCUCCGCGUGAACGCCAACACCCAAGGCGCCAUCUGCUACAAGGCCCAGCAGGACACCUCUUUCAACACGGAUGCGACAUCGGCUUCAAGUGCACCAACGGCAAGAGACCUGUGCUUCAACCCGGCCACCAGUCUCUUCCAGCACGGAUGUGAUGCCGGAUUCAAGUGCAGCCACGGCAAAUGCGUCUACAAGACCACCACCACCAUCACUACCACCGUUGCCGCCGCCACCUCCAGUGAAGCUUUACCCGCCCACGCUCCCAUUUGCUACAAAGCAUGCCCGACAGGACAGUAUUGCCCACGCGGCGAGACCGAGUGUCGUGCUCCGACCGGCGACCUGUGUUUCAACCCCGCUACGAGCCUUUUCCAGCACGGAUGCAGCCGCGGCUUCAAGUGCAGCCACGGCAAGUGCGUCUACCAGUAA
Phytophthora sojae is the source of this 513-nucleotide messenger RNA. RefSeq lists its product as hypothetical. The transcript has 3 exons. NCBI's taxonomy places the organism in Eukaryota, Oomycota, Peronosporomycetes, Peronosporales, Peronosporaceae. Bases 1 to 513 code for a protein of 170 amino acids. The record is from RefSeq and is a predicted model, not a curated record.